UGCUCAGUAAUAAAAUAACGAAAACGCCGAACCAAGGCAGUGCAACUGUAUUCAGUGGGCACCAACUUACUGCGCAGAGCAGAGUACGGACGAAAAUCGUGAUCCACUUGGUAGUAUUUGUCAUGCCGGUCUGUCUUGCCCUCUGAUCCUGGCGGUCAUCUGCAGGACCCACCUUUCGUUGCCAAGUCUUUUUGCCUGGGCAAACGCUGAAAGGCUGUCCUUUCCUUGCCUUUAUUAAGCUUUCCUUCCUUCCUUUUUAUAUUCUUCUCGCCGCAGGCGGUUCGUUUUUCCAUGUAUUUUCCUCAUUGUCGACGCUUCCAUGCGUUGGUCGUCUUCCUUGUCGUCUCCUGGCUUGAUCUAGCUGCUGCUUUGAGUGCACCACCUAGGCCACUGAGGUCGUUGGUCCAUCCGACAACGAGAUCCCUUGAAAUACUACCCCGGCACUACCAGUCUCCCUCGAAACGCUCUCCACUGGAAGCGCGCUCCACUACUCUGCGUCAUGACGACUCCUUCCGCCUCAUUGUCGCCGCCUUUGAUGAUCAUUUCUACCUCCAUCUCCGUCCUAAUGACCACCUUGUUCACCCAGCUGCUCGUGUUACCUAUCACUCAGCCGAUGGUACAACUCGUACUGAACCCCUUCUGCGUGAGAACGUCAAGGCUUACCUAGGCGAAGUCAUCGACCCCCAGUUUUCCGAUGCCCGGCUGAGAGAAGACGCUGCACGAGUUGCCUACUCUUCGUUCCCUGAGGCUGAGCUUGGCUGGGCGCGUAUCAUGAUCCACGACCAAGGCGAUGACGAGCGCCCGCCCACCUUUGAGGGUGCCUUUGCCGUGGAUGGCGUCGUGCACCACGUCAUGACAAAGGACCACUAUCUGCGGACGAAAUACCCGCUCGAUCCUGAGAUCGUGCAUUCAAUAGAUGAUAUGGUCAUUUGGAGGGACUCAGAUGUGAUGACGCCAGAAGAGGAGCAGCUUGCCAGGACGGGAUCGUACUCCGAGUCUGAGCCGCCUACUGCACCACGGACAUGUGCCCAUGACAAAGUGUCUUACAAUACUCCAGAACAGAAUCCUAUCUUCCAAACGCCUCCUACGACGCCGUGGUAUGGAUUGGGUGUAUUUGGGAAUACUUCCCUGUCGCGGAGGGAUGAUGUUGCCGGGGGUAAUAUGAGCACAAAUUUUGCCAACGUCAUUGGUGACAAUUCUGGGUGCCCAAAGUCUCAGCAAGUUCUUUACAUGGGCGCCGCUGCUGACUGUCAAUAUGUUUUGCAAUACGGCAACAAAGAUAACGCUACUACGCAGAUUCUCAACGACUGGAAUAUGGCUAGCAGUCUGUACAAAUCUACCUUCAAUGUUAGUUUGGGCAUUGUUGAGCUUCAGGUACAGGAUUCGAGUUGUCCAUCUACCACAAAUUCCAGCGUGCCGUGGAACGUAGCUUGCAGUGACAGCGUCACCUUGAAUGAUCGCCUAUCACUUUUUUCGCAGUGGAGAGGUAGCAAAGGCAGUGAUGGUGUGGGUUUGUGGCACCUCAUGAGUGGAUGCCCCACCGGUUCGGAGGUGGGAAUUGCUUGGCUCGCCACCUUAUGUCAACAAACUUCUUCCGGAGAUACUGGCUCAGUUGUAUCUGGAACUGCUGUAUCGACCAGUGGGCGGACCGAAUGGCAGGUCGUCGCUCAUGAAAUUGGGCAUAACUUUGGCGCGAUUCACGAUUGCGCGGAUGGUUGUUCCGAAACUGAUUCAUGCUGUCCUUUGAACACCGACACCUGUGAUGCUGAUUCCAGGUUCAUCAUGAGCCCUGUAUCGCAGUCAUCCGAACAGCAGUUCUCUGCUUGCAGCCUGGGAAAUAUCUGCUCUGUAAUGGCAGGCACAAGUGGCUCCAAACUCAAUUCCACCUGUCUAGUUGACGCGUCUUCGGCCAAUGGGAUCAUAUCGCUACAGAUGUGUGGUAACGGUAUAGUCGAAGACGGAGAAGAUUGUGAUCCAGGAAGUGGUGUUAACUCCAAUUGUUGUGAUUCCUCGACUUGCAAGUUCAAGAAUGGCGCAGUCUGUGAUCCGGACAACAGCGCAUGUUGCACUAGUCAAUGUGCUUUUGCUCCAUCUACCCAAGUAUGUCGGGCUGCCAAGGACCCUCAAUGUGAUACGGCCGAGAUGUGUACGGGCAACUCGUCAGCAUGUCCUAGCGACGUUGUAGCGCCUAACGGGCAAUCGUGCGGUUCCAAUGGGUUGGCUUGUGCUAGUGGUCUAUGCACAUCUGUUUCGCUUCAAUGUCAAUCCGUGGGGGGAUCCAUGAACCUGACAACAGGUUGCUCGACGCACAACGACCAGACGUGUCAGAUUUCCUGCCAGGACCCGAGUAACAGCAACCAAUGUGUCGUUUUGUCUUCUCUUCUCAUAGAUGGUUCUCCUUGUGGUUAUGGCGGAACUUGCCAAUCAGGUUCCUGCCAGAGCGGAAGCGCUAUAGAUACAGCUAAGGCAUGGUACAGGCAGAACCUCCAGAUAGCGAUACCGGUGACUGUCAUUGUCGGCCUCAUCGUGCUAGCACUGCUGUGGGCAUUGUUCAGAGGAAUCCGACGUUGCAUGACUCGGAAACGGAUGGCGAGAGCAGUGAGGCCGUCGAUGACUCCGAGCUAUUCAAGGUUGCGCCAUGAUAGAAUCGCAAGUUAUGACAGAGCCGUACCCACUUAUUUGGGGUGAGCAGUGAUCCUUCUUCGUACGACAUACCGUGGAUCUAAUAUUAAUCACCUGUAGCACCGGCCCGCCUGGUAGAAAAAUUUAUCAGACUCGGGCGAAUUGGGUAGAUGAGAGCGCGUAUAACGGACCACCGCGUCCGUGAUAGCGCUCACCGUCCAUCGUUUGUUAUUUGCUGAAUCAUUUGCUACCAUUUAUUCCAACCAUCUUUCCGUCGAUAUAUAAUGCAUUGUUUUAAGGACACUGUACUGACAGUUGUAGCAUAUAAGUAGAACUGGAUGGUAUCAAUGUCACCGUGUUCGAGUAAAGAAUGCGUUACGUCAAUU
This is a messenger RNA of Desarmillaria tabescens, 3008 nucleotides long. Its product is annotated as Metallo-peptidase family M12-domain-containing protein. Bases 292 to 2688 code for a protein of 798 amino acids. The record is from RefSeq and is a predicted model, not a curated record. Gene Ontology annotation, biological process: proteolysis. The transcript has 14 exons. Gene Ontology annotation, molecular function: metalloendopeptidase activity. Lineage: Eukaryota; Fungi; Basidiomycota; Agaricomycetes; Agaricales; Physalacriaceae.